GGAAAUGGUGGCAGCUCCAGGAAGCCGCCGCAGGGGCCGGGAAACACUUCGGGGCGGCAUCCCCCCCGGGCGGCAGAUCCCCGCCGCGUCCGCCGCGGCGCAGCCAUGGGCUCCCCGCAGCGCCCGCCGCUUGCCCACGUCUUCAGGGGGACCUUCGUGCACUCCAGCCCCUCCGCGCCCAUGGAGAUCCUUCACGGACACCUGCUAGGGGUGGACGAGAGCGGGACGAUUGUCUUUUUGGAACAAACAAAUCAGCAAGAGCAACUGAUAAAGAAGUGGGGGUUCAAAACAUCUGACAUAAGAGAACUGAGUAACCAUGAAUUCUUCAUGCCAGGAAUGGUUGAUACCCACAUUCAUGCCCCUCAGUAUUCAUUUGCUGGUACAAGAAUUGAUCUUCCUCUUUUGCAGUGGUUAACUACAUACACAUUCCCAACAGAAGUCAAAUACAAAGACAGUGAUUUUGCAGAAGAAGUGUACACAAGAGUUGUGAGACGAACUCUGAAGAAUGGCACUACUACAGCUUGCUACUUUGCAACAAUUUACACAGAUACUUCUCUUCUCCUUGCUGAAAUUACAGAUAAAUUUGGUCAACGAGCAUUUGUUGGCAAAGUCUGCAUGGAUAUGAAUGACAGCGUGCCACAGUACAAAGAGAUUACUGCUGACUCCAUCCAAGAGACAGAAAGGUUUGUUAAAGAGCUACUGGAAAAGAAGUAUCCAAGAGUACAGCCUAUAAUAACCCCCCGCUUUGGGCCUUCCUGCACAGAGGAUUUGCUGUGUGCACUUGGUGAUUUAGCACAGGCUCGGGAUCUCCAUGUGCAGAGUCACAUAAGUGAGAAUGAAGAAGAACUCAAACUUGUGGAAAACAUGUUUCCUGCCUACCAGAAUUACACUGAAUUGUAUGAUAAAAACAAGCUGCUUACCAGCAAGACAGUGAUGGCUCAUGCCUGUUAUCUUUCUGAAGAAGAGCUGAAACUUUUUAGUGUUCGUGGAGCUGCAAUUUCACAUUGCCCCAAUUCUAAUUUUUCGUUGCGCAGUGGUGUCUUAAAUGUGCGAAAUGUCCUGAAACACAAUGUGAAGCUUGGCCUUGGCACAGAUGUUGCCGGUGGAUAUUCAGCUUCUAUGCUUGAUGCCAUCAGGAAAACAAUGAUGGCAUCUAAUAGCCUUCAGAUCAAUAAAUUGAAUGAAACAGGACUAACUCUUGAAGAAGCUUUUCAACUAGCCACUCUAGGAGGAAGCCAAGCUCUAGGACUAGACGAUGUGAUUGGAAACUUUGAAGUUGGCAAAGAAUUUGAUGCACUGCUAAUCAACGCAAAGGCUUCAGACAGCCCUUUUGACGUGUUCUCUGCUGAUAAUUUUGAGGACAUUCUCCAGAAAUUCCUGUAUCUAGGUGAUGAUCGGAAUAUUUCUGAAGUGUAUGUGGCUGGAAAACAAGUGGUUCCUUUUUCAAGUUCAGUAUAAAUCCAUUUUCCUUUUGCAAAAUACUCUGCUGAUCGUUCUGCAUCCAAUUUGGAGAAGAUUGACUAAACACAGUGCCUGAUCAUCAGGAAUGACACUUCAUUUUUGUUUAAUGUUUUAAAUUUGCAAACGUUAGAAAUUUUAUUAAACCUUUAAAGGAUUACUUUACCAAAUUUGUCAUAAUUCUAAAGGAAACAAGUUUUUAAAUUUAUCUCUAAAAGCAACAUGUGUGCAUUGAUUAGGGAUUUAGUAAAUACCUUCAUAAAUGAGGACACGUGCUGUUCUGUUUAAUACUAGUGUAGGAAGCAUUACAAAGACCAAUAAGGCUCUGAUUAUCUGUAAUGCAUCUGAAUUUUAAAAAAAGCCAGGACUAGUAAAUUGAUUUUGCACAUAAUGAAUAUCACAGAAGAAUGCCAUUGCCUGUUAACACAAAGUAUGGAAAAAUCAAUUACUUUUUUGGGGCACUUUGAACAUUUUUCAGUUCUCCUUAGGAGCUUAUUUUUUUAAGUAAUUAUUUCACUUAAAAGAUUAUUUUUUAAAGAAAAAAUUCAUAAGAAAUGUGUAUUUAUAAGUAAAUAAGGAUCCUUAUUAUCAAAGAGUUUAGAUUUGUCAUUCGUUGGCAGCCAGAAGAGGGCUGGUAGAAGAACCAAAGAAGAAACAGGGUAUUAGCUACAGUUAGAAAGGCUGGGAGGGCAAAGGGGCUGCACUGUGCUGUGAUGCUGUCAGCUGAAAGUGCAUUUCCACAGAGUUAGUGUCUGGAAGCUGUCAGCCUGAUCUUCUACCCACUUCAUUGAAUUAUCUUCAGCGGAGUGACAGCUGAAUGAAACUUGUGUGCAAUUAGAAGCAAGCAGCAAGCACUAAGAGAUCUGGGCAGGCUACUUGAUGGCAAGUAAAUAAAGGGGGUUUUUUUGGACUUGGAGUACUUCAUCUAGUUCAGCCUCCUUCAGAACCCUCUCGAGCUCAUUUACUCCUGACUGUUCAGACAGGAUGAUACGUUGUCCCUUCUCCUUUCUGUAAGGGAAAUGAGCAGAUUUAAAAAAAAUCCAGGAGACAUGGACUAUUUCUGGCCAUUAGGACCUUUGACUUGAGGUGGAAAAAGCACUGGAAAAAGCAGAUCAGCUUUAACAUGCUCUUUUGUAUCUUUCAAUAUGGCAACCAUAAUUCCAGCCCUGUACAAUUCCAGGUAAAAAAAUGUGCCCUUUUUGACUUGGAAAUCUAGGUGACUUCCUUUUUUAAAAAAACAUAUGUUUCCCUACAUUUUUUCAGAGACUUUUUUUUCCCAAGAUUAGUUUAAGGAGGAUUGGUUUCAGGGUAUUUCUUGUUUCUUUUUGAUAUUUUUGGAGCACAAGGGAUGUAAGCUGUAAUUUCAGUGUCAAUAGAGGCAAUAUUGUAUUGAGUAACUAUAAACAUGUGUUUAAUAUGGUUUUAAGGCCUGCUUCAAACUCCUUUGAUUUCAUUUAACUUUCACACUUUUGUCUUGCUGCCUGGUGAUACAAAGGUACAGGACUUCCCACUAUUCAAAAUACAAGGCAGGUCACUGCCCCAGAGUCUUACUUCAGGUCUACUUCUGAAAGAGUUCUUGGCCCAACACCACUGACACAUUUCUGAUUUUAAAAGCAUUUUCAGUGCUCAUGUAUUGUAAUGCCUGCAUGAGACAGUAAAUGGUCAAGAAGAAGUGUGAAAGCUAGCUUGGGCACCUAAAGCAGUAGAGUCUUUUCAGUGUGGUUUAUUUUCUGAAGCUGAGUACCCCUCUGAGCAGGAUGAGGGGGUGUGGACUCGCAGGUGCAUGGCUUGCUGAUGGGGGUCUGGCUUGGGUAUCUCCACAGGGCACCGCACUGUGCCAAGUGCUUGUGCAGGUAGAACCUUCCUAUCCAUUCUGCUCAAUGAUUCCUCAAGCCUUUGGAGACAAGAUUUAAGCGUUAAGAUUUCCACUUUCCAUCAGGGUAUUUUCCUAACCCUUUUGUUUUUCAUGUGCCCCAAUCAUCUAUGUGGUAGUAGCACACUUGCUUGGCAUCUUCAGCUCUUUACCUUGAUUUCCUGAUUCAGGAAGCAUUUUUCCUCAUGAAAUUUUUACAUGAAUUCAGUUGACCAAAUGUCACAUUCCAAAACCAAAGACCUGUGAGACACAUUUUAAUCCUCCCAGUUACUGUUUGAAACUAUUUUUAGGGAGUUGCAUGGUUUUCAGCUUUGGCUUUCCUGCAAGAAUGUUCUCUGGAGCAGAGAAAGGUUACAUAGCCUUGUGUAGAAUUUAUGUUUGUGACCUACUUCUUCACUUCCAGCACUAUGAAUUAAAUCAGUGCUCUUAUUUUAGUGGUAGUUUUAACUGUCUCUGACUUUAUUGUGUUCUCACUGUUUGGAAGUGUUGUUAGGAAUAAGGUUCAGCAUUUCUUCAUAAAAGAUUUGUGGGGCUGGAAAUACAGAAACACUCCAACAAGUUCAACACCAUACUGCUGGCCCAGUUACAAAGGGAAUCCCUAGCAUAACUGCUGCCAGUGAGCUCUGUAUCUGAAUAUAGGCUGUGUCAUGAGCAGUUUGAUUCUUGUUAAAUUCAGGCAAAAGGUAGGAACUCAGCCUUUUGGUUAUAGUUUUACCAGUGUCCAGUAUCCAGACACUGCCCAGAAUUAGAAAUGAAGAAUCGGCUUUCUAAGAAUGUCAGCUGGUAGAGGAGCUCUGCCUGCAGGUAGUGCUGGUGCCAGUGCAGGCUGCCCGCACGAUCCUGCAGUGCCCAAGACAGGGAGGAUGGAGAACCAAGACUGAUAGCAUUAGACUAAAUGCUGAGGUGCUUGGAGGUAAAGGAGAGAAACCUGAAUUUUAUGUGAGAGAACGCCAGUGGAGGAAUUGUUAUAACAAAUAAACUGGGAGGUAAUUUUAACAGCAGCAUCUUAAAUAGGAUUGAAUGGAGAAGACUGUAGUGCCAGAAAAAAAUAGUUUACAUGGGGUCAUCUGAGGUAGUCCCAAGAGCUUGUUUAGUAGAUGAUGGCUUAUGCACAGAAAUGCUAAGGUCUUACAUGAUGUAGGACCUAAACUUCUCUGAAGCAGUUUUGGGAAAGUCACUGAGUAUCCCCCUGUGAAGUUUUGGUCCUUGACACAUUUGGCUGUAUGUAGAUUCCCAAGACACUUGGUGCAAUAGGAGAGGAUCAAUAGAUAAAAGCAAUUACUGCUGAGAAUCAUACAUCUACUCUAUAUGCAGCUUGAGACCACAUAUAUUCUCUUUCCUUGUAUAAAUGUCCCCACUGCAUAUGGAGUUUGAAGCAGGCCAAACAGUUGGUUCAGUCUCUUAAUGUAUCUUUUAGAGGCUAGAGCAUAUUUGGCAUGCAUCUGAACUUCCAGUGCAGUUUCCUCCAAAAGAAACUUAAUCCUUGUGUACCAAAGCUACCCUGCAAACUGAACCAAGACUCAAGAAGGAAGAUGAUUAGGAAUUCAUUUCGGAACACCACAACUGUUUCAAAACAAAAUGCUAAUGGAGGCUAGUACUUGGACUAUUCCCCAUCUCUCCUCAUUGUCACAGAACUUAGUAGCUGAAGACAAAUUAAAGCAACCUCCUUCCCUCUUCCUCCCUCUUCCACAAAAAAACACAAACCCCAAAAGUAUAAAGUCAGACAACAAAACGCUAAAGGGAGAUGAGUGCAUGGAACAAAAGAAAGGGAUAAUUUUCAGUCAGUAUAAAUCGACACAGUGCUACUGACUUCAGAUAAAACCUCUGGAAACAUGCACACACAACUGUUUCCAGAUGUCACUCCCCAUUUAGUUCUGUUGCCAGAUUUUGAAAGGGAUCUUUGUUUCAAAAUGUGUCUUGUGUGUUCAAUGAUAGCACACCAUUCAGACAAAUUUUUUUUAAAAAGUGUAGUUUACGGAAAGCUUGCUUAUUGGGGCAAUAUGCUUAAUGCGUCCUAUGUUCAGAUGAGCAGUUAUUUAUUAGAAACUGAAUGUAUUUGAAUUGCUGUUGUAUGUUGAUCUCAUUGUGUUGCUUCAGGUUUUGAUUAAUGAAAUGCUAGUAAGUAUUGCUGAUAUAUUAUGCAGCAUUAUUUGAAUGAUUCAUGUAUGGCAAGUGGAGUUCUGCACUUUAAAAUGUUGCCUUGGCCAAAUGUUUAUAUAUUUAUUCUGUGUUUUUUGUGCAAUCAAAAGGAUUUGCAGGGGAUAAAAUGUGUAUUUGUUUAAUGUGCUGAACAUUUUCUUUGUUGUAAGUGGACUUUCUCUUAGAGAAAGAAGGGUUAAAGUGACCCCUUUAAAAUUCUGUGCCUGAUCGUACACUCCAGAAUUAAAAAUUAUAAUGAUUUUAUGAAAGCCAA
Messenger RNA from Apus apus (common swift), 5744 nucleotides. It is a transcript of the gene GDA, whose product is annotated as guanine deaminase. The transcript has 14 exons. Bases 106 to 1458 code for a protein of 450 amino acids. Gene Ontology annotation, molecular function: guanine deaminase activity; zinc ion binding. NCBI's taxonomy places the organism in Eukaryota, Metazoa, Chordata, Aves, Apodiformes, Apodidae. The record is from RefSeq and is a predicted model, not a curated record. Gene Ontology annotation, biological process: guanine catabolic process. Gene Ontology annotation, cellular component: cytosol.